Messenger RNA from Camelina sativa (false flax), 1748 nucleotides. The record is from RefSeq and is a predicted model, not a curated record. Lineage: Eukaryota; Viridiplantae; Streptophyta; Magnoliopsida; Brassicales; Brassicaceae.
GCUAGUAAAUAUAAUGAAAAAAAAGAAAAGAAUCUGAAAGAUUCAAACAUUCUCCCCACUAAAAAAGAUUCAACAGAAUCUCGUGAAUCUCUCUAACCUUAAUCCUCUAUAAACUCUAAUCUCUCUCUCUGUAUCUCCUUCAUUUCUCAAAAGCAAAGAUUAUCAAAUCCUCUCUUAUACGUUGCAAAAAUGGCGGGGAGUCUCUCUUGUUCCGCCUCUGAUUUGAUUCCUUUACUAUCAGGUGGAGCCAACGCUACCGCCGCAGCAGCAGCAGCUGAAUACAUCUGCGGGAGAUUCGAUACAGUCGCCGGGAAAUUCACAGACGCGGCUUACGCCAUCGACAACACUUACCUCCUCUUCUCUGCUUACCUCGUUUUCGCCAUGCAGCUAGGGUUCGCCAUGCUCUGUGCUGGAUCUGUCCGCGCUAAAAACACCAUGAACAUCAUGCUCACCAACGUCAUCGACGCUGCGGCCGGAGGUCUCUUCUAUUACCUCUUCGGUUUCGCGUUCGCCUAUGGAUCUCCUUCUAAUGGAUUCAUCGGGAAACAUUUCUUCGGGAUGAAUGAUUUCCCUAAACCUUCUUUUGAUUAUCCUUAUUUUCUUUAUCAAUGGACGUUCGCGAUCGCUGCUGCUGGGAUCACGAGUGGUUCCAUCGCGGAGAGGACGCAGUUCGUUGCGUAUUUGAUCUAUUCGUCGUUUCUUACGGGUCUUGUUUACCCUAUUGUCUCGCAUUGGUUCUGGUCUUCUGAUGGUUGGGCUUCUCCGGCUAGAUCUGAGAACCUUUUGUUUCAAUCAGGUGUGAUUGAUUUCGCUGGAUCUGGUGUUGUUCAUAUGGUUGGAGGUAUUGCCGGUUUAUGGGGAGCUUACAUCGAAGGACCACGGAUUGGUAGGUUUGGUCAUUCGGGUAAACCGGUUACGUUGCGUGGUCAUAGCGCCACGUUGGUUGUUUUAGGAACGUUUCUGUUAUGGUUUGGAUGGUAUGGUUUCAACCCUGGCUCGUUCGCUACUAUUUUUAAAUCUUAUGGUGGGUCUCCGGGGAACUCGUUUUACGGACAAUGGAGCGCUGUUGGUAGAACUGCCGUGACGACUACGUUAGCUGGUUGCUCCGCGGCGCUGACGACUCUGUUUGGGAAAAGACUCAUAGAUGGGUAUUGGAACGUGACCGAUGUUUGUAACGGUUUGUUAGGCGGAUUCGCGGCUAUAACUAGCGGGUGUUCGGUUGUGGAGCCGUGGGCCGCGCUUAUAUGCGGGUUUGUAGCGGCUUGGGUGCUUAUGGGAUUCAAUAAGCUAGCUGAUAAGCUUGAAUUCGACGAUCCGUUAGAAGCGGCUCAGCUUCACGGUGGUUGUGGUGCGUGGGGGAUUAUAUUCACCGGAUUAUUCGCGGAGAAAAGAUACGUUGCCGAGAUCUUUGGAGGUGAUCCGAACAGGCCUUACGGGUUGUUGAUGGGAGGAGGAGGUAGGUUGCUUGCGGCACACGUCGUUCAGAUUUUGGUGAUUACGGGUUGGGUUAGUUUAACGAUGGGAACUCUGUUUUUUAUUCUACAUAAACUGAAACUGUUGAGGAUACCGGCGGAGGAUGAGAUCGCCGGGGUGGAUCCGACGAGUCAUGGAGGGUUGGCGUAUAUGUACACAGAAGAUGAGAUCAAGAAUGGGAUCAUGGUUAAGAAGGAGGGUGAAGGACAACAAUUAGGUGUUUGAUUCUUGUUUGGUUUAGUAAUGUUUAUUUAGCUUUGUGUUUUUUCUUUUUC